Messenger RNA from Marchantia polymorpha subsp. ruderalis, 3110 nucleotides. NCBI's taxonomy places the organism in Eukaryota, Viridiplantae, Streptophyta, Marchantiopsida, Marchantiales, Marchantiaceae. The record is from the annotation of a GenBank genome assembly.
CCGCUCGUCGAGCUGCGCUUCCUUCUCACCCUCACACUCGCCCUCGCCCCGAAUUCUCGCCGGUGCUCUCAUCUGCGCCCGUGUCCAUCGGCCGUGCUCGGCCCUGUCUUGUCCAUUGCUCCAGUAUAAACAAUCGCUCACUGUUAGCCCACGGGUUCACUCCGUCCACUUCCUGUGAGCGAGUGGCUUCUGCGCAGUGCAUUCUGCGGACCUGGGCCUGAUUUCGAAUCGGCCGAAUUCGAUCGGUGUCGUCUCGCUCGUGCGUGCGUGCGCCGAGGAGCGUAGUGUAGCCGGGAAGGCAGACAUCGACCUCGACAUCAACAUCAAGAUCGAUUUCGUCGGAUCGAUAGAUUGAUCGAGCGAGCGAGCUAGCGAUUGAUCGAUCGAGCAGGUGGAGCGGAGGAAGUCGGGGAUUCCCUCGAGGAGGAGUGGAUUGGAGUGGAUUGGGUCGGAUCGGGCUGGAUGCGAGCCGGGAUUCGGCUGGCGGAGGAGAAUUUAGGCCGACGGAUGCUCGGGGAACUGGGCCGGAAGCAUGAGUGAGACGACGACCGCCGCGCCGCUGCUGCUCCCGUUCAGCAAGAGCGGGAGGGAUGUGGACCACAUUAACGUGCAUCUCAAGCCGACCUGGGACGCGAUGGAGAGGGGGCCGUCGACGCGCGAGCCGUCGCCGCCGUCGCUGAUCCGGCUGCGGAGCGUGCAGAAGACGGUGCGCACGUUGCAGCUCGACCACACGGCCUCGAGCUGGGGCUUCGUGUCGUACAUCGUCGGGCUUCUGCUGCUGGUGGUGGUGCCGGUGUGCAAGGUGCUGUUCGUCAAGUCGCAGUCGGACCUGCCCAAGCGGCAGCUCGUGUUCCAGCCGGUGGUGAUCGUCAUCGGCGUCUCGCGGUCGCUGGUCUCGUUCGUGUUUCUGAGCUACGCCAUCCGCAAGCACGGCCUGCGCGGCGUGCUCUUCCUCGACUCGGUGGCGGCCGAGGUCGCGCAGGUGCGCAAGGAUUACGACACCGUCAUCGAGUUCGGGUCGACAAUGCUCGUCAAGCUCUUCGUGCCGGCCUUCCUGCUCUACGUCUGCCAGCUCACCUGGCUCUACUCGCAAGUCGAUCUCAAGCCGCUGCCCUUCUCCAUCCACAACAAGGUCGCGGACCUGCUCAUCAUCGUCGUCUUCACGGGGCUCUCGUGGAUGUUCCAAACCACGACCUAUCUCUACGCGUGCGUUCUCUUCUGGAAGGUCUGCAAGCUGCAAGAGCUCAAAAUGCGGCAGUACUACGAAAUGCUCACUCUGGGCUUGGACGCCGAGUACUACGUGCUCGAGUACGACCGCAUCAUUCGCGACCUCGGGCACACCAGCCACCGGUUUCGACACUUUCUGGCGUUCACGGGCAUGAUUUCUGUCUCCGGCGCCCUAAUCUCCAUGUACGAGGUGGUGAAUACGUUCCACGAGCAGUACUCGCUGUGCCUGUGGGGAGAGCUCGUCGUGUUGACCGUCGUGAACCUCACGGGCGCGUGGCUGUGUCUGAGAUCUGCGUCGAAAAUCGCCCACCUGCACCGACGGAUCGUGAAACGAGCCUCGUUCAUUCACGCCGAGCGGACGCUCGGCAUGCUGCCGGUCUCGUCGCCCGCAAUGCCCAAAAUCUCAGAAGAUGGCGGAGAGUAUCCCAGCAAAGUCUUGCUCGAAAGGUUGGAGCAGUACUGCCAACGACAGGACGCCUGUGCACGCCGAGCUGCACUAGUGAAUUUUCUGUCGACCUCCGUGGCUGGGAUUUCCGUGUAUGGUUUUAUUUUGGACCGAUUUUUCGUUCAUACCAGCGUUGGAGCUAUCCUGACAACCACCUGGUUCAUAUUGGGAAGAUCCCUGAGCGCGUGAGCGGAUUCCAUUGGACUCGAACGAGUCAAUAUCAUUUUUUUCUCUACGUUGCAAACUCCUCCGACGAUUGCGAGGCCAAUUUUUCAAUUAGUGAGGUAGAGGUGAAUUCCGGGCCAGUACCACCGUGGAUACAUAAAUGUAGAUAGCUCCCAUUGAAUCAACCGAUGGAGCUGGUUGAGAACCAUGUAUUAUAAAGUUCGUCUUCCUUGUAUGGUAGAAUCAUUUGAGGUUCCUGUGAAAGGAUUUUUGUAGAGGAAGUUCCCCGUGUCUUCCCUCUACGCAACUUCCUCCCGUUCACGAGCAAUCCCAGGCCCAGAGAGCCAUCCAAAUUUUUUGAUCCGGGAGGUCGAAGUUGGCGACCAUCGACAGCUUCUCAAGGGUGGUGGUGGUCUAUAGAUCAUAAAACGCCGAUCUUGCUUGUGUGUUAGCGAUUUCUGGCGGGCUCCAACUCAUUAUGUGUGGACUGUGGCACUACGGAGACGCCACCAUCCUCUCCUGUGGUGCCACUUUCUUUUAAGAUUUAAAUUCGUACAGUAAAUUUAGUCGGUGAAACCGACGAAGGCUACUUAUAUGUGAACCCUCUGUACUCUCUCUCGCGUGUUCUCCCGAGACUCUAGCUGAGCGAAUCUCCAUAUGCCACUCUAGCGGUCGGAACAAGUCAGCAUUUGACUGAGAUCCUUCUCCCCUCGCACAGUUGAUCUCGACAGAAUGGAGAACACAUCGGCAAUCUAUCCCCACACAGAACAGUAUGGAUGAGUCACGCGCCAGCAGCAAUGUUGGGCAUGGACGCGCAAGAAGUACGUCUAUACGUCAGCUGGUUUCUAUCCACGUCAGAAGGCCACGGGAAAGUUUUGUGGGUUAGAAGCUCCGACUGGAGAAGGUGUGUUGUGAUGCAACAGUGACCAGAAUAGAUCCAAGAAGAUGAGCAUAUCUCGGGAGGGGAGCUAAGUAUCUGGCAUCCAGGAAGAGGUGGGAUGUUUACUGCUCACGAACCUUGUAGAGUAUAACGCAAUGCAGGAGCUUCCAUGAUGAUAGAUAUUCUGUACCAGUUGCAACAAUAUGCUCAUGCACCGAUGUCAAUGACGAAACUGCAGUCUGCCUCAUGUACUGAUGGUCAAUAAUUGUCGUCAACAAUGGCUAUUUUACAUCAUCUCACCCCAUUAUGCAUAUUCGGAUGCCCUACCGAGUUGUCAACGUGAACGAUAGUGACUAUUGAUCUAUAGUGAGUUCGUUGAAGGGUACAUUUCGU